Molecule: messenger RNA, 9690 nt
Organism: Rattus norvegicus (Norway rat)
Lineage: Eukaryota; Metazoa; Chordata; Mammalia; Rodentia; Muridae
Source: RefSeq, a predicted model, not a curated record
GUGUCAGUGUUAGUUUGACCAUAAAGAUGGAAGAUAUUAUAGUGAAAUGUUUAUAGAAGAACUCUUAUGAUCAGACGUGUCAGCAGUUGUUUCUGUGGGGUUCUAGGUGUUUCGUUUUGGUUCACUUUGGUUUGGUUUUAGUUUUUCUGAGACAGGGUUUCUCUUUUUUUUUUUUUUUUUUUUUCCAGAGCUGAGGACCGAACCCAGGGCCUUGUGCUUGCUAGGCAAGCAAGCGCUCUACCACUGAGCUAAAUCCCCAACCCCCUGGGUUUCUCUUUAUAGAGCUGGCUGUCCUGGAACACAUUCUAUAGACUAGGCUGACCACAAACUUAUAGACACUUACCCACCUCUGCCUCGUAAGUGUGCCACCACUGCCCAGUGGGUUUUGGGUUUUGUGCUGUACUUAAGAAAGUUUGGGCUGAGUUGUAGCUCAGUCGACAGGAGUGCUUGCCUACUAUGCCCAGGGCUCUAGGCUUGAUCCCCAGAAUUGCAUAAACUGGUGUGACUCUGAGAAUUGCAGCACUCAGGAGGCAGAGGCAGGAACAUCAGGAGUUCAAAAUCAGCCUCAGCUACAUAUAAACUUGAGGGCAGCUUAGGCUAGAUGAGACUCUGUUUCAGAGGGAGGGAGGGAGAAAUCAGUGAUGCUGAGUCCCUGUCUUUUCUAACCUUGCUGCAUGCCCACAUCACAGACUGGAGUUGAUUAAUAGACUGAAGCAGAACAAAGCAAAACCACACCGACUCCAGGCCUCAGAAUAUCUAUCCUUUUGCUGGGCCGUGGUGGUGCAUGCUUUUAGUCCCAGCACUUGGGAGGAAGAGGCUGCCAGAUCUCUGUGAGCUGAACAGCAGCCUGGUCUAGAGUGAGUUCCAGGACAGCCAAGGGCUAAGUAGAGAGACCCUGGAUCAGAAAACAAACUGCAAAUAAAAAAUACAUUGUCAGUAUUCAAAAGAUUCUCCCAGGCAUAAUCACACAGAAAUGGACAUUGAAAAAUAGGUAUAAAUACUCCUGUGGAAAGGUUUGAAAUUCCUUGGCCAUAACAGAAGAAAAAGAAACUGUAGUAAGCGAAGGUAAAGUGUAAAGAAAUGUGUUCUCUGAAGAGAGAAUUUUCUACCCUGCAAUGGUAAGCACUUGUGAAUCCUCUGUAAUUAUUUCUUUUAAUUUUAGACUGUGCCUGUUGACCCUUGCUCUAUUUCAGAGGAAGACAUUUGCCUUCACACACUGUGCUAGUCUCCCCUCCCCCACACCAUGAUUAUGCUAAUUACAUUAUUAGAAUGCCAACUUUUUUAAAAAGGAUUUCUUCUAGUCACGGUUUCUGCCUUUGUAGGUGUUCUCUCUUUAAAAGAAUUUAGUUUACUAUUGUUUUGUGUAGGUGGAUGUGUACCAUAGAUCAUGUGUGGAAGUCAGAGUGGGCAGAGGUUUCCUUUUACCUUGUUUCCAGGCAAGGUCUCUUAGCUAUCUAUGUACAUUGGGUGCUCUGGUCCUCAACCUGCUAGAUGAUUCUCCUGCCUCACCCUCUGUCUUGAAGGCUGGGUUUGCAGAUGGGCCCCGCUACAACCAACUUCCUUUAAAAAUUUUUUUGUUUCUGAGUGGUUUGCCUAUAUAGAUGUGUACCAGAUGAGUGCUAGGUGUCUGUGAAGAUGGGAGGAGACCUGAGGAUGCCACAAAUCCCCAGGAACUGGAGUUACAGAUGGUUGUGAGCUACCAUGUGGGUACUGGGAAUAGAACCCCAGGUCCUCUGUAAGAGUAACAAGGGCUCUUAAUUAAAGCACUCUCUCCAAAUUCAACAAACAAGGUUUUACAUUUGCUCCCCAAACUCCUCAUUUCCUUCUUUGCACCACUCCCAAACUCUCUCUUUAUUAGUGUGUGUGUGUGUGAUGUGUGUGUGUAUGUGUGAGAGAAAGGGAGGUGUUUGUGUCCGUGUGAGAGAGAGGUGUGUGUGUGUGUGUGUGUGUGUGUGUGUGAGAGAGAGAGAGAGAGAGAGAGAGAGAGAGAGAGAGAGAGAGAGAGAGGUGUGUGUGUGUGUGUUAGAGAGAUACAUUUCAUUGUGAAGUGUUUUUCUUCUUUGGCAAGGGGAUUUCUUUUAUGCUUGGGAAUUUCUACUUGUUAAUGAGAUCUUGGCAAGGGAUAAUACUAUUUUUAUUUAUUUAUUUUUAAUUUCUAGGAAUUGACCCUCGGACCUCACACUAUUGCUAAGCAAACACUUAACUGCCAAAUUCUAUCCUCACCUUUUUUUUUUUUUAAUUUUUGAAAUAGGAUCUCACUAAAUUGGCCAAAUCAACCUUGAACAUACUUUGUAGGCUUUGAACUCAACUUUGUGACCCAUAGGCUUUGCCUUGAAUCCAUAAUCCUCCUGCCUCAGUCUCCUGAGUCAUUGGGAUUACAAACUUGGUCUUCAAGGCUCAUCAAAGAAUAAUGUUUUUGUUUUUCCUCCAGAAAGAGUCUCCUGGUGCUCAUACUGACCUCAAACUCACUAUGUAACUAACGCUAGCCUUGAACUCCUAAUCUGCUUGCUUUUAUAACACUUUCUGAGUGCUGGGAUUAGAGGUGUGCACCACCAGGCCAUUCUGUCAGAGUAGUGUGCCCAUUCCUGUUUAUUUUCUGAUGUUGGAUGUUGCUAUAAAGGAGAUGAGAGUAGUCUGAUUAAUCCCCAUGUAAAGAGUGUUUUGCUCAGGCGUGGUGGUGUGCAUCUAUACACCACUCUUGGAGGCUGAAGCAAGACAGUAGGACCAUGAAUUUCAAGUCUUCCUUAGCCACCUCCCAUGACUGUGGCUUCCCCCAUCUUAAAGAUUCAUUUUAUAUUUCUGUGUAUUUGCCUGUGUGCAUUUAUAUACAUCAUAUAAAUCUGUGUGUAAGAGCCUGUGGAAGCCAGAAUAGGGAUUGGAUUUUCUGGCACUGAAGUUAUAGAUGAUUGUGAGCCUCCAUGUGGGUACUGGAAACCCUGUUUUUCCUUCCACAUACAAAAGUUAUCUCAAGCUUCCUUUGUCCGUAUUUCUGAUCGGAGUUGCUGGCAGAAUUCGGUUCUCUGACAACUUUAAUCUACUAGUGCCUCGGUGGUGCUAUUUAGUUCCUCUCUUCCUGCCCUUUUGUUGUUUAUCUCCUGCAUGUGUGUGUCAAGCAUAUUUGUACACAUGUCCGUGUGUGUACAUGUGAGUGAAUCUGCAUGUGUGGGAGAUAUAUGGAACUCAGAGGUCAGUGUUGGGCUUCUUCCUUAAUGGUUCCUUUUCUUCCUUCUGUGGCGGAGUUUCCCCCUGAACCUGAAGCUUGCCUGGAUGGCCAGCAAACCCCAUGAGUCCUCUUGCUUCCAUCUUUCCCGUGCUGACGUUACAAGCCCUGGCCUCCAUAGCUGGCUCUUCCAUGGGAGCUGGAGAGCGAGCGAGCUGUCUCCCCUAGGCCCUGUUUUAUGAUUUGCUUAUUUUUGGUUUAUAGAUAGUGUUUAACUAUUGAGACUAGGUUAGCCCAGAACUUGUGUCUCCCACCCUUGCCUCAGCCUCCCAAGUCCUAUCAUCUGGUGGGCUCUCUGUUCUGGCCAUGGGCGGAACUGUUUUCCUUGAAUCUUAGGAUGCUAGUAUACAUGGCUUUGCCAGUGUUUGCCUAAUUUUCUAUUGUUGUCGUCCCCCCCCCCCCAAAAAAUAGAAAAACAGCUCUCUUCCUUCCCACCAGGUAGGCUGAUUUGUUCCCCACUGCCCACAGGCCUGCUAAGGAUGUUCAGAGCUGUUCUCUGGGUCUGGAGAAUGGGGUGUGGCAGGGACGUGGGUCUGUCCUCUGCUGUGGGACUUUUUUUGUGAAUGAUUCCUGUUAUGCUGACAUGAUUCAGUCUACUAUUUCGGUAGAGUAGCUCCCGUUUCUGUUGGAAGGGAAUACUUAGUCUGCUGAGGCUGGCAGUUAUCCUAAGGUCAGUGUGUAUGCGCAUGCGCAAGUGGGAGCAUGUUGGAGCCUUACUGGAGAGAGUCAGCUCUCCUCCUCUUCCCCAUCUCCCACAAAGAGCUUUCCCUAUAACCUUCUGUUGGAAAGGACAAAGAAUUGGUGGCAGUUCGUCUCUUGCUGGUCUUGGGGCCUUAGUGAGAAGUGGCCUAGCUCAGCUCAUCAUUUGGGUUGUCCCAGUUGGGGCUACAGAGAAAGCAGUGCUCUUUUAGUCAUGAUCAAGUCAGCUGGGAAGUGUGUCAUUGAGCAAACACUUGGACUGUAGUGAAGUCAGAGACUGUCAGGGGAGGUCAAUUGGGGCAGCCAUCUUAGAACCAAUUCUAGCUAGCUCUCCUGAGAUGGAACUUUUGGCCCUUCAGGCAUCCUGUCCUCAAAGAUAAAGAUUAGGUGAGGUUGAAAUUCAGCUCGGUCACCUAAGAAGUGCUCCAUGUGACAAGGGAGGAGAAGGGUCAUAAGUACACGUUUCAGUGGCCUCAGGAACACUCUUGCCUUGGCCAAGUUCAUCUUGGACCCUGUGCGAGUGUGUCUGUCUGUCUGCCUGUCUGUCUGUCUGUUGGUUUUUAUGGCAGUGCUCAGAGGAAUCUGUAGAGAGUAGUAGGUGAGGCCUGUCCAAGUUCCUUCAAGCUCCUAUUCUGUUCUCCUUGGUGAUCAAGCUUCUUGAAUGAACUUCAUGGCAAGUUACCACCUAGCUACCUCAGAAAAAGGAAGUGCUUUGCUUCUUUCUCUUGGUUAGGUCUAGAAAAAAAAACAACAAAAAAACAGAACUCAGUAAAUAAUGCAGAGAAAUACCAACAGAGCCGGCAGAACCACAUUUGUAGGUGCUUCUGGACAUGACUGGGGUGUGUGGGGGGUGACAGUCAGCAGGACUCCAGCUUAGCCUGAGGAUGGCAGGGGCCAGCACGUUGCUCUGGAUUCUAGGAUGAAUGUCACUUUGUCCCCUGAGGCUUAGGUCUAGUGCGCAGAGACAGACCUGAGGCUUUAGAAUAACUUACUUUUGACCCUGAGCCCAGUGGUAAGAGGGGUGGGAAACUCCAGCAGCUCUUUAAUGGGCAGGGCCUGUACCAAGUAGCCACACACUGGAGCCUUGUCUCUGCCCCAGUCUGACUAACACUUUAGGUUCGGCUCCCUGGGAGGACAAGAGCUCCUGUACACCACUGAGGGAAGAACUCUGGUAUACAUGGUCACCAUGGAGCGGCUACACCCAGCCUUCCCUAGCUACCUCCUGUUGGUGCUGUUUGGUAUAUGGAGAACUGUCCCCCAGAUUCAUGCCUCAUCUACUGGCCUGCUGCCCCUCAGUGCCACCUCUUUCCUGGAAGAGCUUAUGAAACGCUACGGAGAGAAUGACAGCCUUACCUUGCCACAGCUGAAGACUCUGCUCAACAGCGUGGGCGUGGGCCGGGAUAAUGUUUCCCUGCCCAAAGAAGCACACAGGAACCUCUCCACGUGCUUUAGCUCUGGAGAUCUCUUUGCGGCCCACAACUUCAGUGAGCGAUCUCGUAUUGGGAAGAGUGAAUUCCAGGAGUUCUGCCCCACCAUUCUCCAGCAGUUGGAUUCCCGGGCUUGCACCCCAGAAAACCAGGAGAAUAAGGAAAAUGAGCAGACAGAGGAGGGGAAGCCAAGCGCCAUUGAAGUAUGGGGGUACGGUCUCCUCUGCGUUACCGUCAUCUCCCUCUGCUCCCUCAUGGGGGCCAGCGUGGUGCCCUUCAUGAAGAAGACAUUUUACAAGAGACUGCUGCUCUACUUCAUAGCCUUGGCGAUUGGAACCCUCUACUCCAAUGCCCUCUUCCAGCUCAUCCCAGAGGCUUUUGGUUUCAACCCUCAGGACAAUUAUGUCUCCAAGUCUGCUGUGGUCUUUGGGGGUUUCUACCUUUUCUUUUUCACAGAAAAGAUCCUGAAGAUGCUCCUGAAGCAGAAAAACGAGCACCAUCACGGACAUAACCAUUUUACCUCCGAAACGCUUCCUUCCAAGAAGGACCAGGAGGAGGGUGUCACGGAGAAGCUACAGAAUGGGGACCUGGAUCAUAUGAUUCCUCAGCACUGCAACAAUGAUCUGGAUGGCAAGGCACCCAGCACAGACGAGAAGGUCAUCGUAGGCUCCAUGUCUGUGCAGGACCUGCAGGCAUCCCAGAGUGCUUGCUACUGGCUCAAAGGGGUUCGAUAUUCUGAUAUUGGUACCUUGGCCUGGAUGAUCACCCUGAGCGAUGGUCUCCACAAUUUCAUCGAUGGCCUGGCUAUCGGUGCCUCCUUCACUGUGUCUGUCUUCCAAGGCAUUAGCACGUCGGUGGCCAUUCUCUGUGAGGAAUUUCCUCACGAGCUGGGAGACUUCGUUAUCCUGCUCAAUGCUGGUAUGAGUAUCCAGCAGGCCCUCUUCUUCAACUUCCUCUCUGCUUGCUGCUGCUAUGUGGGUCUGGCCUUUGGUAUCCUGGCUGGCAGUCACUUCUCUGCAAACUGGAUUUUUGCACUGGCUGGAGGAAUGUUCUUGUAUAUUGCUCUAGCCGAUAUGUUCCCUGAGAUGAAUGAGGUGUGCCAGGAGGAUGAGAAGAAGGACAGCUUUUUGGUCCCCUUCGUCAUCCAGAAUCUUGGCCUCCUAACUGGCUUCUCCAUCAUGCUGGUUCUCACCAUGUAUUCAGGGCAGAUUCAGAUCGGGUAGGACCCUGCCAAUGGGGAGCCAGUGGCAUUGGACAUGGGGCUCUGCGGCCCCCUUCUGGCCCCUGGCCCAAGGACUCAGCAUCCACGAAGCAUCAUGGAGGAGGCAGCUCUUUAAAAACUGGCACAGACUGCCUGCCUGCAUUCAGAUGUCAGCUGUUUCAAAAUGCUUUGUCCUAGGAAGAAGCUGCCCUGGAAUCUCUAGGUAGUGCCUCAAACCAUUGUCUCCUGACCCUUCCCACUGAUGAUUCUGGAACUGAAACGCCACACAUAGGACAUGCUUCUCUUUUCCUUCUGGUUACCCUCGCCCCUUUCUCUUGGAAGAAGCACUGAGAGAUAUGGAAUCUUUUACAAUGUAAAAAUGAAGCCAUUAGUCAUGGUUUGGUUAGAAAUACCAGUGUGGCUUCCAACUUUGGACCCUGUGAUUCUAAAUGUGUGUACCCUGGAUUUCAGGUCGGUCCAUCUUGGCAUGAGUUCUCAUGUUUUUACACAGAAGAGGGCAGAAGACAAGAAUCCUGGUUUCUUUGGUCUAUUAAUUAUUCUCUAAAAAGGCUGACUUUCCAAGCAAAUGAGUCAGGCAGGCAGAGAGACAGGGGAUCGUCUGAGGUAGAAGGAUGUAGAACUAGUGAUGGAUGUCCUAUCCCCUUGCUGCUUGGUUUCCAUCAGGAUGCUGCCUGCUGGUUGUACACAGCACCUGAAAUCACGCAUCAGCUAGGUGAGCCACUGUGGAUGUUCUCUGAGGUGGCAAGAAGUCUGCGCUAAAUCAGUUGGUUUUGCCCUGAUUCUCACACCUUCCUCUUGGCUUCCUUUUUCUAGAUACUUUGUAGAUGCCUCCCUCACUAGGAGCACAGCCAGAGCACAUUUAAAGAUGUUUGCAUUAGGAGGGAAAUUGUACAAAUUAAUCUCCCCUGGUCAAGACCUCUGCCCAGUAGAAUCUGACUCAUAAAAUUAGGACACAGUUGUUUAUGCCUUUUUGUGACCAAGGUAAUAAGCAAUGGAGUCAUUGCCGGCCAAACUUAGGACUUGCUAAUUGCAAAAAUAGUAGUUGAAUAUCAUAGAACUCUGGACCUUGAGGUCAGGACUGCAGACAUCAUUGCUGCCAGUGGGUUUUAAAGGGCACUGUCUUAGCUACCACUUCCUCCCUGAUCCCAGACAACAAGAUUGAAUACUGAAUUGAAUUGAAUGUAAAUUGCUUUCAUUUGGUCCAGAAAAAAAAUGGAUGUUUAACAUUUCAUACCACAAGUCAGCCUCAGGUGCUGGGCAGCCCCCUUCUCAGAACUCUGGCUUCCAGGGGAGCUAAUCUCCAGGUUCACUAAGUGAAUUAAUUUAUUAUUAUCAUAUUGAUACAUGGAUUCCUUAGCCACUUUGGGGAGCCAGUCUCUCCCGGAGCCUUUCUUAGUGGUGCCCACAGUCACAACCCAGGAGCUGUUGUUUGCAUGACUUAUAGUACUGAAUCAUGCCUGAGUCUUUCUGUUCUUACCACAGGAAAACUGUCCAUUAAAAGCAGCAAUAUAUAUAUAUAUAUAUAUAUAUAUAUAUAUAUAUAUAUAUAUAUACACACACACACACACACACACACACACACACAUACACAUAUAUGUGCGUGUGUGUGUGUGUUCAUUCUUGUUCUUCUUGGGGAAACAUGCUUGAAACGAAGAAUCCUGAUAACUGGGGAAACAGAGAUUUGCUCACUUUCUCUCCCCACUCUUGCCUCUUGCCUUUGAGAAGAGGUAGAAGGAAGAGGAAACUUUAGCAAUCAAGGUACUAGAUUGAAUGUCAGGACCAGGUCCUGGUAGGCUUAGGGUCCAGUUUUACCAAAGAAUCAGUUCGUUUGAUGUUAGAUUCUAAGCUUUUAUGUUAUGGUCAUGGUUGUCAUUAUUGUUUAAAGCCGAGCCUCAUCUUUUCUGUUUUAUUUUUCCUACAACUGCUUCAGGCACUAGCAGAUGUAAGGCUGAGCAGGAUGCGGUGACUCACACCUGUAAUCUCAGCCCUUAGGAGGCAGAGUCAGCAGGCUUGAGUUUUACACCAGCUUGGACUUCCCAGUGAAUUGCAGGCCAGUCUGGGCUAUGUAGCAAGCUCCUGUGUCAGCAAGACAAAAUGAAGAUAAGAACGUCAAAUUUAAGAUUGUAGGUCUGAGGGUUUGGCUCCAAUGUGUAUGUGACCCCCCCUGAAUUUCAUUCCCAGCACCACUGCAGCGCCCCCCCCCAAAGAUGGAAAGAUUCUGCUUUAGCUCAUAUUUUCUUAUAACAUUUGUAUUCUAUUUUUAACUUUAGAAUCUCCCCUAGAGCCUGUUCUUCUUUAAACACCCUUUAUGCUGGAGUAGGAUGAUGGCUGAGUUUCUUUAAAAGAGCUUAAAUAUAGAGUCACAAACAUGAGAUAGAUGCCUGCCGCCCACUCUUUCCACAAACUCGAGAACCUCUUUGUGCACGCAGCUGCCAUGGAAGGAAAUCCUGGGGCUUCUUUAGAGCAGAAGGCCAGCAGAUUCAGGUGGGGGCGUGGGGGCCAUGCUCCCGUCAUCCAACUGUUGCCAUUGCUGUUGGUGACAGAUUCGCCCCUGAGUCGGAAAUACAGCCAUUGACCUUUUUUUGACUUUUAAAUGUCGGACUUGCUGUUUUAAGCAUCUGUACAUAUUAGAGGUCUCAGGGGCAGUGAGUUGCUUAGCAGACAUUUCUCCUCUGGCCUUAGUGCCCUUAGCUUCUGUCCCCUGUUAACACUAGCAAGGAAAGCGCUUGUCACAUGGAGGAGCCCUUAGCCAGGCCUUGGGUUCUGUCACUAAGCACCUCAUCUCUGACCUCACCUUCAGUCCUCCAUGGCUGCCCUCCAGUAUUUAGUGUCAGCCGGGGGAGCAUUCUCCAGUACCUUUCAUCUGGGUUUUAAAGGACUUCUCUCUGCCUGGACCACCUAGGAUCCAGUUUUAGCAACCCUUCUUCCAAAGACAUGCAGAUAAGCAGGGUGAGUUUUGCAAAAAGAAAGGAUUUUAGUCAGAGUUCCCUUUACAGUUCCAUCACAGUAUAUUUUUAAAUAACUCAGGUGUCAUUAGAAGAAUUAGAAAACAAAAUAACUUAUGUCAUGUGAACUGUAAAUGUUUAUUUGUAAGAUUCUAUAAAUAAAGCUAUGUUCUGUAA